AUGCACCAACAGCAGCAGCAGCAACAACAGAACCAGCAGAUGCAGCAGAAGAAUCAGCAACUGCUGCAGCAACAAAACCGUCAGCAACAGCAAAUUCUAUGCCCAUCCUCCCAAGUGCCGAGCAGCGGUCAGCAACAACCCGGUGCCAAUAACCCGGCUCUGUCUAACAUUCAGAAACAGCAAAGCAGUCAGCAAACUGCUCACAGUUAUCAGGGAAACAGAUCUGUGGAAAAUGUGGCAGAAAGACUGGCACCAACUCAAGUUCAACAAGAUAUACCAUUUAAUAAACCAGAUGUAUCGACUGGACGUGGCAGUAACUACAAUUCCGCCUCGCUGGACGUCGAGCAAAGAUUGAACUUGGGAAGAAACAUUUCAAACUUGUCAAACAUCGUUGACAGAUACAGUAACGAACAAAGAAUGAUGGCGGGCUUGCAGUCGUCAGCCGGUGCAUACUACAGCGAUAAAAAUCUAAGCACGCAGCACAUGUUCAAUAAAACCAUGUCUUCGGCAUCGCAGAUAUUUAGCCAGGCAAAUAUGGCCGGUAUGACCAGUUACAGCCAGCCUAUGGCCACUUCGGCGGCCUCUAUAUACAGCAGGCAAAUGAACGAACUACAAGCUCAUCAGGCUCAAGGCGAAAUAAAGGCGAGCAGCGUGCCUGCCGCGGUUCCCGAAAAGAAGAGCAGGAAGAAGAAGAGCAGCAACAAGGCUGCCGCAGCAAGCCAAGAUAAUCAACUGAGCACCACGUCCCAAGCCUCCUCGUCGACCCAAGCCGCGCAGGGAUUUCAAUCGUACGCAGGUCUGAAGGCGCCGGCAUCCACCGGAACCUCCUCGGCCUCCAACCUCGAACCGGGAGCGAUUUCGCUGAAGACCUCGAGCGUGGUGCCGGAAGCGCGUUCAACUUCGGUCCGGGAACCCCCGGAGCGCUGGGACUCGGAUCCGGCCUGUACGGGCGAGUCGAAUUUCCUGGACGAGUUCCGGUCCGCCUCCCCAACUUCUACAUGGCGGCCGCCGCGGCUCAUCACCGCUCCACGCCGGAGAAUCAGACGGCUGGGAAGCGAGCGGCACAGAGCGGCAACGCCGCCGCGCAGAAUUACCCGUCGUUCUUGA
Messenger RNA from Sitophilus oryzae (rice weevil), 1107 nucleotides. Its product is annotated as transcription factor SPT20 homolog. The transcript has 6 exons. Bases 1 to 1107 code for a protein of 368 amino acids. The record is from RefSeq and is a predicted model, not a curated record. Lineage: Eukaryota; Metazoa; Arthropoda; Insecta; Coleoptera; Curculionidae.